UGUUGUUGUGUUGAGAUGGGUGAUGUGCGCUACAGGAGAGCACGCUUUCUUUUGAUCUCCACACAGCUUCGCAAGAUUCAUGUGUGAAAUGCGGAUUACACGGAAACGGUGGACUAUCUGCACCAUAGGCAUCCUGCUGAUAUUCUACAAGACGACAGAUAUAGGCAAAAAUGAAGUGCAUCAGAAAACUGGAUUGACAGGGAAGUCUGAGCUGAGUUCUACUAGACUGACGGUCAACGGCUCUGAGAAGCUUUUCGGCUUUAGUUUAAGUGAUCUGAGUGACAUGGGAGUGGGAUGGAAGGUUAAUACCACCCUUGUGAACAUCAUAAGGAAGGACAUACUUCGCUUCUUGGAUGCGGAGAGAGACGUGUCUGUUAUCAAGAGCAGUUUCAAACCGGGCGAUACCGUCCACUACGUUCUGGACCGACGCAGGACAUUCAGUGUUUCUCAAAAUCUACACAGGUUACUUCCCGAAGUCUCUCCACUAAAGAACAAGACAUUCAAGACGUGUGCAGUGGUGGGAAACUCAGGCAUUCUCCAAAAGAGCGGAUGUGGGAAGGAGAUAGACAGCCAUAGUUUUGUUAUACGAUGUAACCUCGCUCCUCUGGAGGAUUUUGCAGAUGAUGUGGGUUUGAGGUCAGACUUCACCACUAUGAACCCCUCUGUGAUCCCGCGGAUGUAUGGGGGUCUGCGGGAUGAAAGACAGCGGGAGAGUUUCAUCCGGCGUUUACAGCAGCUAAACAACAGCGUGCUCUGGAUCCCUGCCUUCAUGGUGAAGGGUGGAGAGAGGCAUGUGGAGAUCGUGAAUGAGCUCAUUCUUAAACACAAUCUCAAAGUGCGCACGGCAUAUCCUUCACUCCGCCUGAUCCACGCUGUACGAGGGUACUGGCUUACAAAUAAGAUAAAUAUCAAACGACCCUCUACUGGACUAUUGAUGUACACAAUGGCUACACGCUUCUGUGACGAAAUCUACCUGUAUGGAUUCUGGCCUUUCCCCAAGGACGGCAAUGGAAAUCCUGUUAAAUAUCAUUACUAUGAUGGACUGAAAUAUCGCUAUUUUUCCAAUGCGGGUCCUCAUCGCAUGCCACUAGAGUUCAAAACAUUGAAAAGACUGCACAGCAAGGGUGCACUCAAACUGACGACGUCUAAAUGCACAUAUCCUUGACAUGCAGCUCGCGGACUAAAGUGAAGACUGAGAAAUCAAAUUAAAAUGUGUUUUGAGCAUUGGAGAAUGAGUGUGCCUUCAACUGGAAACUGUGAUCUGUUCAUCCUGUGACACUUCUGAUUCGUUUACUGUAGAGAAAGUGCAAUGUUUUACGUACUGAACAUUCGACUGUUGUUUCCAAAUGACAAAUGAAACCAGUCCUGCUUAGUGCUUUGAUAUUACAAUCUUGGUAGGUGAUGUGGUAUGAAAAUGUUUUAUACAAUGCCAAAGAUACUGUUCCAUCCUUGUUCUUUUCAGUUCCAAUUUAAAGGGGUCAUCGGAUGCUAAGUUCACUUUUACAUGUUGUUUGAACAUUAAUGUGUGUUGUGUAUGUACAAAUCUACCCUAUAAUGAUAAAAAUCCAUGCAGUGGUUUUUAAUUAAUCUGUAAAAAUAAUAUCCCCUUUUUCAAAUCGAGCAAUUCUCAGAUACACCGACAGAGGCCGCUCCCACGAUAGUUGAUUGACAUGAGCGUCUUACCUCAGAUCAGCUGUUACAGUCCGACCUCCAUUGUUUCGAUGGCGGAGUAGGGAUGUAAGUUAGACAAGAAUAUCUCAGACUGAGCUAUUUAGGUGUUGUGUUGCUGGAUGUAAUAAUGAACAUAGUGGUCGUCAUUUACUCCCGACAUCUGAGCCGCUGAAGAUGCAGUGGAUUACAUUUGUUUGUGAAGGAAAUGCACCUCCUGAUCUACAUAAAUGUGUCUAUGUUCGCGCGAAUCACUCGUGAUCCAGCUUCACCUACAGCAGUGAGUAUAAGGUUUUUUUUUAUGAAUCUCUGCGAUCGCCUUUCCUAAUAACGUGCUAGUUAGCAAGUUUAACGGCUAAAUGCGGCUAAAGUAAACAGGCUCGUCACUCCACAGAGAGUGGAGAGGGGCGGGGCGAGCAGAGCUCAUUAACAUUUAAAGGAAUAAUCCGUCAGAUUGGGAUGAUUUUUGCAGAGCUCAUUUUGACAAGGUAAAAAGGGUGUUGUUUUACAAAACCAUUGAGAAUUUUUAACCAAACUAUAUUAUAGACUUUUCAUUAAAACCCUAAAGAAUCAUAUCAACUUGUGGAAAAUGGGCAUCCUAUGACCCCUUUAAGGGAAAAAACAAAAACAAAAUGAUGUGUUCAUAAUAUGUUUUAUGUCAUAGCAUAUGAGUAACUUGGUGAGUCUGUUUGCACCCAUAGUAUUAAUUUUUUUAAUUGACAGGUACAGGAACUAUGAUUUUCUGUUAAUGAAAAUUAAAAGAAUACAUGUCUGGUUUGUUGACAGUGAACCUUAUGGUUACACCUAAAAAAAGGCAAACACUGGUAUACAUAAAUCUCAGAUUCCUUAUGUAUUACAUGUUGUCAAAGUCAUUCAAACCAGUCUUAGUCAUUUAGACUAAUAUUUCCUAAUCAAAUGCACUGCUGUGUGUCAGAAUGUAAUGGCAUGCCUAAAACAGAUGACUUGAAUAUAAUAAUGCCUCACAUUAUUUAUGUGACAUUACACUGUGUGUGUGUUAAAGUGGCUGAAGUAUGGGUAACUAGUAAAGAGAAUUGUUUGAUGAGAUGAGCAAAAACUGCAUGUGUAAUGUAUGUACUCUAAAUGAAGUCAGGCAGUGCCUUAGAGCAUUCAUUUAUACCUCUACUUCAGUGUUUUAUUCUUUUAUUUAUAUUGUAAUGUGUUUUGUAUUUUAAACAGAUGUUAAAUAUGUUUUUUUAAGCAUUUUUGUUGAUAUAUAUAUAUGUAUAUAUAUAUAUAUAUAUAUAUAUAUAUUAUAUAUAUAUAUAUGUAUUUUAUAUGUAUAUGUAUUUUUUUUAUUUUAUUUUUAUUUUAUUUUUUUUUAUUUUUAUUUGCUUUGUUGAUUUGACAAAAGCAAAUAUCAACUUCAUCUUCUGAGUUUGUGAUUAUGUUGUCACUUCUGGUUUCUUGAUUAAAAGACCACUGUAAAACGACAUGAAAUGACAUAGGCCUACUUAUUUUUGAAUUAUACAAAAUAUUACAAAAUAAUUUCAUUUAUAGAAGCCUGUUUCCACAACAAUUCAACAAAAUGUAUGACUCUGUAAG
Labeo rohita (rohu) is the source of this 3231-nucleotide messenger RNA. It is a transcript of the gene st8sia4, whose product is annotated as ST8 alpha-N-acetyl-neuraminide alpha-2,8-sialyltransferase 4. The transcript has 5 exons. Bases 80 to 1165 code for a protein of 361 amino acids. Gene Ontology annotation, biological process: N-glycan processing; oligosaccharide metabolic process. Gene Ontology annotation, molecular function: alpha-N-acetylneuraminate alpha-2,8-sialyltransferase activity. The record is from RefSeq and is a predicted model, not a curated record. Lineage: Eukaryota; Metazoa; Chordata; Actinopteri; Cypriniformes; Cyprinidae.